CUCCUCGGUGCCCUGGGGCUGGGGGGCGGGAGUGGGUGGGAGGGGGGUUGGGCGGGGCAGCCCCGGACGCCUGGGUCUCUGCCCCUCCCAUUUGCUGGGCUUCCGUGGCUCCAUCCCCAGGAGGCUGGGCAAGGCUGGCAGAAGAGGGGAAGACUUCAGAGAUGGGAGAACCUCACCAGGCAGAGAAGAGAAAAAGAGCACUGGAGCAGAGCAAAAGGAACAGUGGAAACAAAGGACUGGAGGCAUGAAAGCGAGAGUGUCAGAUUCAAGGCGUUCUGCGCUGGGACUGGCUGGAGAGUUUUCCGUGGAGGGUAGCAACCUAGGAGAGCAUCCCUGGGCAGGCCUUGAAGGGGAGGGCUGGCUGAGGAGGUCUGAGCUCCAAGCAGGAUCAGCAAAGGCUCAGCGAGUCUUAGAUUUUUAAUCCUGCCCCCACCCCUGCCUCUUUUAGUCUGCCCCUCCUACUUCACCCCUGCCUUUCCCUUUACCCAGCCCCCAGCCUGGCCACUCCUGCAGCUAAAUGGACUUCUCUCUCGGCCUACGCUUGGGACCUCGGAACAAGAAACCCACCCACCAACAGCCCCCUCCACCCUCUGGGCACGGCCCACCAGCAGCAGCCUCUCCUUGCCUGUCCUGUCCCCCUUCUGUCUGUUUUUGCCCCUGCCCUAACUGUCCUCCUCCGACCUGCUCCUGCACCGCCUAUCCCUCCUAUGCAGCCCCCUGCCCCUCCUGUCCAAGCCUCCCUGGCCCACCCUGUACUUGCUCCUGCUCUCCCUGCCCUGCCUGCCCUCCCUUGAAUUGUCCAUACAGCUCCUGCAGCUUGUGCACUGGUCCGCACUUGACCUGCGGCCACGGCUCACCUUGCCCAAAUUACCCUUGCUUCAAAGGCCAAGCUGCCUGUCCCAGCUCCUGCCUGGGCUGCAGUGACAACUGUGGCUGUGGCCGAGGGGCUCCUCCAGGCUCCACUGGCCACUGCUUCAGGGGACAACGCACCUCUCAGAGGCACUGUCUGAUAGUCUAGCUGGGCUGUUGCCCCCGCCUCCUGAGAGAUUGUCAGGCUCCUGGAGCCCUUUGGCCAACUGCUUCCUCUGGGGGGAGGCAGAAGUUCUGGAGUGAGGAUAGGGAUCAGCUAAAUACCUUCACCCAGGCAGGUAAAGACAGAAGGCUGCUCAGAGACCCAGCCUCCCCCGCUCAGUACCUGAGAGGCGGUGCAUCCACUUUGAUGUUAGUUUCUGGGUAUGCUCCCCUGGUUCCAGAACAUCCUCUUCUGCCACUUCUGGAAUGGAAAUCGUGCUUCCCAGAGCCUCCAUCAUGGCCGCUGAAGGUCCUACAGGUACCUACACACCAUGCCUGCGUCAUGCCUCUCUCAUUGCUGCAUGAGGUCUAGGACAGUGAAUCCUCCAAUGUCUGUCUGUCCCACACAUGUCCCAAGCACUGGUGUGGGAUAGCCAAAUAGUUCCAAGUGGUGGAGAAAACUUCUCAUUUACUGAAGAAUUCCAGCUAAUAUAAAAGAAAUAUGGAAUUAGAAAAAUCAUUUUGCAACCCUUAAUGAAAUAAUGGAUCAAAGCAAGAAUUAUGAAUGGAUGAAACCAAAGAUGACAGUGGAUGGGGAGCUUUAUAAUGGAAGAAUCAAUCUGUCACCACCCGACCCCACUAAUAGGUCUUACCAUCACUAAAAGGGGCACAACCACCCACCGUCUAACUCUAGAUGUAAUGUAAUCUGAAGUCCUCAGCACCACCCAUGAAAGACUGCUGCCAAACAAAGGAACAAACACACAAAAAAGCUGAAUGUGAUUCAUAUCAAACCUAUAGAACUAACUUCCAUUCAACAGGAAAUAUCAGGGAUGGAGGAACAACAUAAAUGACACAACGAAGAAGUGAGAAGUCACAUCCAGAAUGUGGAAUCUUUUCAACGAAAUCUGACUCAACUUCUUCAACUACUGAAUGGCUGGGGGGAGAGAUAAUAAUAAUAAUAAAUAAUAAUAAUAAAAGGACAACUAUUAUAUGGAACACAUGGACACUGUUUGGUUCCUGAUUUGGACAACCCAACUGUAAAAAGACCAUUUUAGAGUUGGAGCCUUUUAAUUAUGGAUUGUAUAUUUACAAUGCCAAGAAAUCAGUAUUGAUUUUGUUAGAUGUAAAAUGGCUUUGGAGUUAGGUUAUGCAAGGAAAGGGCCUUAUUUCCUGGAGAUACAUGUUGAGGUAUGAGUGAAGUGAACAGAUUUAACUGUUGGAUGAGUGUUACCAGUUAACAUGGGCCGGCACUUUUUAGACUAAUUUAUCUGGAUUCACUUACUUUUAGAUAUUUUGGCAAAUAAAAAAGGACAGAAAGAAGGGAGAAGAAGGAACAAAGUGAAAAAAUUAAUAUUAUUGAAUUAACCAUAUAGAGGUUCAUAGAACUAUACUCUCUACCUUUGUGUAUGUUUGAACAUUUGCAUAAUAAAAGUUUUCAUGAUGCUC
Mustela lutreola (European mink) is the source of this 2457-nucleotide messenger RNA. Its product is annotated as sperm mitochondrial-associated cysteine-rich protein. The coding region runs from base 518 to 1018 and encodes 166 amino acids. NCBI's taxonomy places the organism in Eukaryota, Metazoa, Chordata, Mammalia, Carnivora, Mustelidae. The transcript is spliced from 4 exons. The record is from RefSeq and is a predicted model, not a curated record.